Messenger RNA from Galleria mellonella (greater wax moth), 2450 nucleotides. Its product is annotated as dynein regulatory complex subunit 5-like. The transcript is spliced from 11 exons. The record is from RefSeq and is a predicted model, not a curated record. NCBI's taxonomy places the organism in Eukaryota, Metazoa, Arthropoda, Insecta, Lepidoptera, Pyralidae. Bases 333 to 2186 code for a protein of 617 amino acids. Gene Ontology annotation, molecular function: protein binding.
GAAAGAAGUUACAGACAUAUGUAUCCAGUAGUCAGUCUGAUAGAUAAAAUAUUUACUCUACAUAAUACGAACACGUUCCAAGUUACAUUUAAACAUACAAGUAUGAUAUAAUUAAACAUAUUAAAACAAGAUUUAAUCAAUAUGUUUAUACACUUGUUCCAAAUAUUUAAUCAACCAUCCCAGGCAACGUAAAAAUAUUAAUUUAGACGGAGAUUGCACAUACAAAAUUACGUAUUAAAUCAAUAAUCCCAGGCAACCCAACAAGUAUAAAGACGACAUUUCACUAUCAUCAUCACAUCAACUUUCGUCAAUUUAUACAAUAUUAUCGUGCUAUGAAAUUCAACAGUAGCAUUCCCGUAAAUACGUAUUUAACUUAUAAAAACAAUGAUAAUUUGGAACCUAAUAGAAAAAUUAAAUCAGAAGAUUUUGAAUGGGACUUCAAUCAUCCACUUUCACUAGUUUCUUUAAGUAUACAAAAGUUGAAAGAAAAUUGGCUGGGUACACCACGAUUGGAGCAAUUAGUGGCUAAAGAUCGAGAAUUUUUUUUGGAAAUUUUGAAUACUAACGUGCCACUGCAGAUUUUAGUUGAUAAUAUAAAAAGUGAUAUAUUUUGGAAAAGAUGCUAUAAAUCAAAAUGGUCUGAUUCGCCUAUAGUAACGGAAGAAAAGAAAUGGAUAAACGUAUUCAUGGAACGGCACUAUGCAGAUAUAUUAGAGAAUAUGAAUCCUCGUCUAUACGAUCCUGAGAAGGUAACUACGUUAGUGAAAUUAUGUGGUCCUUAUAUACAGUCAUUAGCAAUUCGCAGCUUAGUACCUUCCGAUAUUCCAGUCCAAAGGAUCACAUCUCCGGAAAUGGCAGAUUUGAUCACAAGCCAAAGAAUUAAAAGUGAAAAGCCGUUACUGAAAAAGGGUGAAACUUUAUCUAGAGAUCAUAUAUCCCUACAUGCGGCUAUAGGAAGUUUAACAAAUUUAGUGGAAUUACAUAUCUCCUAUCAAUUAAAAUAUACAGGAACAAAUUACCGUAGAGAUCAAUUUCAGUUUACUAACAAUGAUGCUAAAAAUCUAGCACGUGGAUUAGAAAAAUGUAAUCAAUUAAAAAUCUUAAGAAUCACUAGAACAGACAUGAACUGUCAUAGAGUAAAAUAUAUUCUCCGCGGUCUAUCUGAUAACCAAAAUAUAGAAACUAUAGACUUUAGUCAUUGUAAAAUUGGAGACGAUGGUUCAUCUUCUUUGGGAAAAUUUAUUGCUAGACAUAACAAAUUAAGAAAUUUAGUAUUGGUGGAUAACUGUUUUGGACCAGCGGGUGCAGAACAUAUUUCACACGCUCUUAAUCAUCCUGCCUGUGGAAUUCGCAACCUUGAUCUUAGACUUAAUAAUAGACUAGGUUCUGACGGAAUUGCCCAUAUAGCAGUAUCAAUAGCAAGAGGAUGUAACUUAAUCUCGUUGAAUAUUUCUGGUUGUGGUAUAAAACCAGGUCCACUAGUAAAAGCACCCGCAGGAGUUUGGUCGGCUACAAGUGCUGAAAAUCCACCAAGCUGUGGAGACUUAUUGGCAAGAGCUAUUGGAUUAGUGAAAACACCAUUAAGGUCAUUGGAUAUCAGCGUAAAUGACAUUGGUUCUCCUAGUGAUAGUACUCUAUCGAAUGCGAUUUGUUUAAGUUACAUAGUAGAUAUAAACUUAAAAAGAUCAGGUAUGAGUCCCAUCGCAAUGGCAAUUGCGGAAGCAGCCGCUGCAGCUCAAAGGCUUAGGCGAGAAGCGGAAAAGGGAAUUAGAUUUCGUAGAAGUGCUGGUAGAGUACUGCAAGCUCGAAGAGUUGCCAAAUGUAUGAACAUUGAUGCUGAUCCAAUUUUAUUAGCUCAACAAUUAUCAGCUCGACCUUCCAUAGUUUCCGUUGCAUCAGAAGAAGGUGUUUACAGUAUACAAACACAACCUUUACCUUCAGAUUUUGGCUUCGUACCCGCUCUAAAAAGUCCUUUGCAAUCAUCUCGUGCUUCAUCUAUUACUGGGCCACCAACAUCAAGAAGAUCUAGCCAUCAUAUAAUUUUAGAACCUGUGAAGGAAAUACGUCGCACAGCUCUGGUCCGACGAGGUUCUGAUGGCUCUUUGCUUAAAUCUCGCCGUGCAACAUUUGAAAGGCAUAUUAAAAUCUUUGUUUCUACCGAAAAUGAAGACUUGGAAGAUGAUUAAUAAUUGUGUUCUGAUAUAAUAUGUUCGUUUCUCUACGAACCUAUAUUGCUGAAAACAAGUUUACUUACUUCAUUCUUUUUAAGAGUUCUAAAGUAACAUAACUAUUUAUUUAUUUAUUCAUUCAUUUAUUGAAUGGGAAUGGAAAGAGAGAGAAACGAGAAAAAAAUAAGAGAGAAAGAUAGAACUUAGAAACGACCAAAGAAAAAUAAAAACGCCAUAAUGUAUUUUUCUUGUAACCGGAAUAAAAUUACAUGAUUUUAUUUU